This is a messenger RNA of Eriocheir sinensis (Chinese mitten crab), 387 nucleotides long. Its product is annotated as twist-related protein 1-like. The transcript has a single exon. The record is from RefSeq and is a predicted model, not a curated record. Bases 1 to 387 code for a protein of 128 amino acids. Lineage: Eukaryota; Metazoa; Arthropoda; Malacostraca; Decapoda; Varunidae.
AUGAGGAGGAAGAGCAGCGGGAACGUUUGGGAGCGGCGUCCUGAUCAGCAGCAGUACCAGAAGGGGCAGGGGCAGAGGGGAGGUACAGCAGGGCAGCCAGAGCCCCAGCAGAGGCGGCAGGAGGACGGGGAGCGAGAAACAGCGUCAGAAGGCGGGGGAGGGGGGGAGCGGGACGAAGCACCAGGAGACGGCGAGCGGGGGCGGGAGGCAGCGCCAGGAGAGGGCGGGGGAGAGGGGGAGGCGGAUGAAACACCAAGAGAGGGCGGGGGGGAGCGAGAGGCAGCGCCGGGAGAAGGCAGAGAGGCCACGGUGGAAGACCCACCAGCUGACCAGCGGCGGCCUUUCUUGUGCCUCCCCAUGGCGGAGAAGCAACAGAAUCAAAAAUAA